ACGUAUUAACCACGUCAAAGGUUGCUGUAGUUCAAUUACCGGAGGUGACCAUGAUGUGGAUCAAAGAGGCUGAUAGUCAUCACUCAGCAGGCCGGCCUCUCGACAUCAAUCCUCGCCUAUUUCAUCUCCGCCCCCCGCCAGUAGCAUCAAGCUACAUCCCGAAGCCCGGAUGCACCGCCAUGCCGACUGUACUGCCACCGAGAUAAUUUAUUCACCUACCUGCCCGACUCUAUCAAGAGUUAACCGAUUACAUCGAUAGAAGAGAGUGUGUGGACUGGAGCCCAUAUCUAGGGCAAACUAUCUCAGCACACCCCCUUGUUUAUUGUCCAAUAAUAAUUAUUAUCAUCACUAUUAGCCGUGUUAGCAUCGAUGUGGUUCCACUUGUAUGCUAGUUAGCUGUUAGCUAACGUUAGCUCACCCAGUGACAGUCCGGCCGGAGGCGGGGAGAACUGCGAGGUUCAGGAUAGUUUCCAUGUCUGCAUCAGCUCUGCAAAUCCACAGCAAUGUCUGUUGACGAAGACACUGUAAAAACUGGUAGCCCAGAGGUUACUACAGCUUCAUCCCUGCAGCUGUCAGAAUGUUCUGGAAGUUGCACUGGUGUUUCAGUUCUAGUGGAAGGUGCCACGGUGGCCACCCCGGACUUGGCUGCUGCUUGUCCUGUUCCUGGCACUGCUGUCUCACCAAAACACUCCAGCACUGUUGACGCUCUUAACCACUCAAACAGCGCCGGAUUGAGACCCAAAGGGAAUGAGCCCGGCAUCAAUCGUAGGAACAGCUUCCAUCAUGUCAAACAGCAUCAGCAAAUGAGAGUGGCUAAGCGUCGCAACACAUCCAACUUUAACUUUAAGCAUCCGACCUCUGGCAAGAGGAGACGACGGGCUAACUCGGAAAGUGACUCUGUCCUGCCCACUAACUUCCUUUUAGGUGGGAACAUAUUUGACCCACUCAAUCUCAACAGCCUACAGGAUGAGGAGGUGAACAGGGCGCUGAACGCAGAGACUCCAAAAUCGUCCCCACUGCCCUUAAAGAGUAGGGACCCCGUGGAGAUCCUCAUCCCCAGGGACAUCACAGAUCCUCUGAAUCUGAACAGCAGCAUAUCAGAUAGCAGCUUUUUAGUGUCCCCCUUAAAGAGCGGCGGAAGGAGGAGGCAUCGCAAUAGACAUCAUGGAGGUAGCAUUUCAGCCACACAGCUGAGCUUGUCCGAAUCGGUGAAAAACGAGGUUAAACCUGGAGAGUCGGAGUCGUUUUCUGGUGCGAUAACUUCAGCUUCUAAUACGGAAGUCUCUAAAGCAUCAGACAGAGUAUCCUGUGGUGAGGGGGAUUCACAUGAACACUCUGCAGACCACUCGUCCAUUAUCAAGGAUGAGGUGGCAUCCGUGCCUAUUGAGGAUUCCACUUCCUCUGUUUCGGCAGGAGCUAACCAACACACAGGCAGGCGCAAGCGGAGACGCAACUCUGGCAAAAUGGACCCUCCUGUGACUCAGUCUACCCCUGUAGCAAAGUCCACAUUUGGUGAGCAAAAUAAUAAACCUGGGAGACACAAAAACACCUUCCACACACCCAGAAGCGGCUGCAAAUCUGCUCCAGUUAGUCGUCAGCACCAGCAGCGACACAACCAGGCGAGGGACCAACAGAAGAAGUUCCAGUUUGGAAACUACAACAAAUACUACGGCUACCGCAACCCAAGUGCAAGCGAAGACCCGCGUAUUCAUGUCUUCCGCCCAGAGUGGUUUGAGGGUAAACGCGUGCUGGAUUUAGGCUGCAACUCGGGUAAUAUUACGCUCUAUAUCGCCAAAAUGCUGCGGCCUGCCAGCAUAUUGGGCUUGGACAUUGACAGCGGGCUGGUGCACGCAGCCCGCAAGAACAUCAGACAUUUUCUCUCUGAGCUGCAGACCCAAGAGGCCAGGCGGGCCACACAGGACAAGAACGACACAAAGCAGGAGGACAGCAUCGCAAGCGAGAGUGAAAAGAUGAUCACAGAAAGAAAGGAAAAUGGGACUCCACUGACAGAGGCCACAAAUGACUCUUGUGGCCUGGAUCAGGCCAAGAUUCACAGUCAAGACGGCAGAGCAGAGGAAAUGGAGCAGGAAAGUUGUGAUAAAUCUGGGAGUUGCUCUUUCCCUUUGUCGCUGCAGAUCUCCCGGGGACCCAUUGCUGCACCUCCUCUCACUGAAACCUCCACCACACACCCUGGAGAGUUCCCCAGCAAUGUGUCCUUCAUCCAGGCCAAUUACGUGCUGCAGAAUGACAAUCUCCUCGUAACUCAGCGGCCCGAGUACGAUGUCAUCCUGUGUCUUAGUGUCACCAAAUGGGUCCACCUAAACUGGGGGGACACUGGCCUGAAGAGGUUCUUCAAGAGAGUCUACAAACAUCUCCAUCCUGGAGGCAUCUUCAUCCUGGAGCCGCAGCCUUGGCAGUCCUAUGUCAAGAGGAAGAAGCUGACUGAUACCAUUAACAGAAAUUUUCACAGCAUCCGCCUCAAGCCAGAUCAGUUUUCAUCCUAUCUCACCAAUGAAGUGGGCUUCACCAGUUGUGAGUUCCUCGGAAAACCCAAGAGUUCAACAAAAGGUUUUCAGAGGCCAAUAUAUUUGUUUCACAAAUGACGGACCGCUUCUGCCUUGUGAGGAUACUGAGUGUGGGUUACCGCAAAGCCAGCUGUUGGACUUGUGUAUCAGCUGCUCAGACUCUCCACGAGGGACAUUUGAUAAGAAGGAGACCAAAAGCGAGGUUCUUUUCUUUGUUUUUUUUAUUGUUGCGAAGAUGAGACUCCUCAGUGUAUGUCACGAUGACAAAAGAGGCACUCGGCUGAUGAAUUCCUCAGUGUGAUGCAUGGCAGUGUCUUGCAUUUGGACACCUUUUUGGCUAAAUAAUGUUUUACCUGUAUAUUCCUACUGUGCUGUGUGCCACCAGAAAGCCACAUACAUCUGGACUGGGUGCUUGUUGUGCUCAUUACCAUUUCAAAAGCAAGUCUACCCACUUCCAUGAGUUCAGUAUGGCUCAACUUGUGCUAUUGACUCAUUCCGCUGCCGUUAAAGUGAUCACAGUGGCCUGACAAGCACUGAUCUUGUCGUGAUACGCCACUCUUAAAUAGAUGUCAUUGUUCUGUUGCAGUAAAAAAUAGCAUAUAUUUAAGGCUGAUGCGCCCAUUUUAAAACAUGACCGAUUUAAGAUAGGAAAACAGUAAUCCAUUGUGAACAUUACACUUGGCAUCUGACAAAAACAUUCUGAAUUAAUAACGGCUUACAUUUUUCUUUAAUAAAAUCAAGUAUUUACAUAACAGGGCUUCUUCAUGUCACCUUUUACAUUCGAGGAUGCAUCCAGUCAUCUCUUGCGUUCAUUGGGAUGUUUUGAUGCUCCCGUCCUGAUGGUAGGGGGCACAUUUGAGCCAUGGUGACAUGAUGCUGUGGUCAGUUGUUAACAUGCUGGUCAGUGAAGCCAUAGCGCCACCUUUAAUACUUUGUUGUUCCCCUUGUCCCUGUUGAGCUAAUGAAUGUAGAAUUGAAGCAGCAAAGGACCCAUGGCAGGAGUUUCAACAGCAUCUUAAUUGAAAUUGAAACUGAUUAAGUUAAUCAGUUUCAAUUUAUAACAGACACAAAGCUCCAUACCAUGUCUUUUUUAAAAUGUAAACAAACACAUUUGUAUAGUAUUCUGCUAUUGAAGGUGCCGUGAUGUUUUCUGGGACAUGAAUUUAUGCGACAUUUGAGUCCACACCGUUGUCAUUGAUGAUUGUACCUGUACCUGUGUGCAUGAGCACUGCUUACCAUCUUAUUUCACAUCCGUUCACAGGCACAUUUUGGAGGAGACAAUGUGUAUGUUUGUGUUUUAGUUAAGUGAUCGGUGUAUAUAAUUUUGAAAUGUUAUUUUACUCCUGUCAUUGUUGAGUUCUUUACUGCUAAUGUCAUUUUCUAGUUGAUUUGUGUUUGCUUUUGCUGCCAAUUUGUGAGUGAAAGCACUUUUGUUUUUUUGGGUCCCAAACCGGCUCGCUAAUCCAUCUGAUGAAUAUGUAAAUUGAAACUGUGUUUGCUUGGUUUUCCCCCUCAGAAGGCACAUGGAUGAAUUAUUUUGUCAGCAGAUUUUUUUUAUAUAAAACAUUUGCAAGGAGCUUCAUUGUCAAAGUACUCUUGUUCUUGUCUUCAUUUGACAUGCUUUGGAUAUUUUUUAUUCUUCAAAUUCUGAUACAUUUCCAUCAAAUUCUUUAUUGAAUGUCGUGGAAUACUAUGAUAAGGAAAACAAAAUUCAGGUUACAUUUCAAACAGAAUUGGCACCAAAUCACACUUUUCAGCUAGGACAAUCACGCUCUCAGGCUUUUUUGCAGUACUGUCAAUUAUUUUGUUCCGUUCUUCAGGGCACAUAAUGGGUAUAUUUUUGCAUACUCCUACAUGCUGUAAUGUUUUGCCAAUUGCACCUUAACUGUCUCAGCAGUGGUGUCUUGUCACGUCCAGGUAUUCAAACUAAAACGUGUCUUUGCAGCACAUGAAAUAUAUAGCACUGUAUGAAAAUCUACUCUGCAUAAUACUGUAGUCAUAGACUAAUGAAAGGAAUUGGCAUUUCCAAUGAAUGCCGGUGGGAUAUUCUGAACUGUGACCCAUACUUACCUUUGCUAAAAGCUAGAUUUCCCACACGUUUCUGGAGCAUUGUAUGAUUUUUAACAGCACUAUAUUUCAUGUCUUCAUGUUGAAUUUGCACUGAUGACUUGAGGGAAUUAAGUACAUUUCUAGAGGGAAGAUUCGUGUUUUUUUAUAAAUCUUUCCAUGCUUUAUUAUUUUUUGGGAAAAUUGGAAUCAGAUCUCCCUGCCUGUCAGGGAAAUGUUUGAUUCUCAUGCCUCUGCACGACAAUGUAUCCAAAUGUUUCUCUGUGGAAAACAUUUGAAUUCAUUAAAAGUGGUUCCAGA
This is a messenger RNA of Doryrhamphus excisus (bluestripe pipefish), 4892 nucleotides long. RefSeq names its product methylphosphate capping enzyme a (gene mepcea). The record is from RefSeq and is a predicted model, not a curated record. Gene Ontology annotation, molecular function: snRNA binding; O-methyltransferase activity; RNA methyltransferase activity. Lineage: Eukaryota; Metazoa; Chordata; Actinopteri; Syngnathiformes; Syngnathidae. Gene Ontology annotation, biological process: snRNA modification.